Synchiropus splendidus (mandarinfish) is the source of this 3519-nucleotide messenger RNA. Its product is annotated as protein GPR108-like. Gene Ontology annotation, biological process: transport. Bases 330 to 2009 code for a protein of 559 amino acids. The transcript has 18 exons. The record is from RefSeq and is a predicted model, not a curated record. Lineage: Eukaryota; Metazoa; Chordata; Actinopteri; Syngnathiformes; Callionymidae. Gene Ontology annotation, cellular component: membrane; Golgi apparatus.
ACGUGGGGAAAGUCGGAUGACGGUUUUAUUUCGUAAACAGCGGAAGUUUUCAAGUCGACAAACGCGACCGCCCAAUCCGCUCGACGGCUCCUCGUCACCCACCCGGAAGUGUGAUUUUGGAUCAGGAAGCUCAGAAGCGGGGAGCAGAGAGAGCGUCUACCUCUCGGUUCACCCAUGGUUAUAACCUCAUUUCGUGGUAUACUAGGUACACGUGCGCCUUUGUUUUGAGGGUAGCACUGAGAUAUCGAAGCUGCUAUUCCACGGAGCCUGUCAGCUGUUGGUCCGUCUGUUAGCGGCGUAGCGCGCUAACGUUAGCCAGCCCACCGACCAUGGCUGGAACACACCGAGGCUGUGUCGUGGCUGCUUUCCUGCUCGUCGUCCUACAAGCUGGCUGUCAAGCGAGGAAACACAAUCUUACCCUGGAGAAUGAAACCCGGUUUGUUGUCCACCUCACCACUUUUGGAUUUUAUGGUAACGGUACUCUGGACGUCAACCUGGUUUCCCUCCGCAUCCCAGAAAGCCUGGUGAACUACAGUGUAUACCCAAUGGGGUUCAGUCUGUCCAGGUCCCGUGUGAGUGGAGUCCUGUCAUACACGGCCGAGGAGAGCGAGUCGUGCCCACUCACUCUCACCAGCUCACCAAACGAUGAACCUGUCAUCCUCUUUCGUAUCGAUACGGCCAGUAGGAGUGUCAAGGUGACUGCCCUUGGGAAACAAGACAACCUGUUGACGGCCAGGGUGAAGCCAGAGACCCCGAAGACUAAAGGACAAAAACAAAAAAGAGCUGUUACCAACCCACUAAACAGCAGAGAUGGAAAAGCGGCUACUAAGAACAGUGUGGGCCCCUUGCCACCCAAGACUGGAAAUGAAACAGAAAAAGGUUCUGAUUCUCAUGUCAAGACAGACGAUGUCAAAGAAAUCCAGCUGGAGACCACCAGUCACCUGACCCUGGCUCUGGAUAAAGAGGGCAACUCCUACAACUUCAGCUUCCAUUUGCUGGUGGGACAUCUGGCAGAGGGACUUUAUAAUUUCAACUUCCACUACUGUCAGAACAUGAAGCCUGGAAUCGACUUGCCAUACUCUUUCUCUAUCGCAUUGACAGAGAAGAAUCCACAAGGUUACUUGUCUGCAGCCGAAGUUCCUCUCUCCCGUCUCUACAUUUGCAUGGCAGGAGUGUUCUUCACCGCCGCCAUGAUCUGGGUCUACACACUGAUGAAGCACAGGUACAGUGUGUUCAAGAUCCACUGGCUGAUGGCAGCACUGGCCUUCACCAAGGCCACGUCUCUGGUCUUCCACAGCAUCAACUAUCACUUCAUCAACAGAGAGGGACAUCCCAUCGAAGGCUGGGCUGUCAUGUAUUACAUCACUCACUUGCUGAAGGGGGCGCUGCUGUUCAUCACCAUUGCUCUGAUCGGAACCGGCUGGGCCUUUGUCAAGUACAUCCUCUCCGACAAGGAGAAGAAGAUCUUCAUGAUCGUCAUACCCCUGCAGGUCCUGGCUAAUGUGGCCUUCAUCAUCAUCGAGUCCACUGAGGAAGGGUCCAGUGAAUACGCACUGUGGAAGGAGGUUCUGUUCUUGGUUGACCUCAUCUGCUGCGGAGCCAUUCUCUUCCCCGUCGUCUGGUCAAUCCGUCAUCUGCAAGAGGCCUCCAGCACCGAUGGGAAAGCUGCCAUGAACCUGGAGAAGCUCAAGCUCUUCCGACAUUAUUACGUCAUGAUUGUGUGCUACAUCUACUUCACAAGGAUCAUAGCCAUUCUGCUGAAGGUCACCAUGCCUUUCCAGUGGCAGUGGUGCUACGAGCUCCUGGUGGAAGUUUCCACUUUGAUCUUCUUCGUGCUGACGGGCUACAAGUUCCGGCCGGCGUCCAACAACCCGUACCUCCAGCUGCCCCAGGACGAGGACGAUGUGGAGAUGGAUGAAGUUGUGACUGAGUCAGGAGCGUUGGAAGGAAUCACCAAAGUCAAGAAGACCGCCAACGGACGCGAGCGCCCCAAAGAGUCGACCUCAUGAGGAGGCCGCUGCUACAGGAAAGGACUUGUUAUACAACCGCGGGCCGACAGGGGGAGCACAUGGACCAAGGCUUUCCAGCUGAUCACAGCUCUUCUUCUGACACCGGUCGAAGUGGACACUCCCACUGGUCUGGCUAUGCAACUCCAACAGUUUUGUUUGUUUGUUUGUGUCCGAACUGAGCAGCCAGAGGGGAGACGACGUGUGUGCUGCUGCUUCUUCUUCUCCGCUCGCUUCUCCAAAGAUCAUGACUAGCUCCUUCACUCUUCCUGUUUGGCUGUUUGACCGCUGCGCGUGACUCCGCUGGUGUGUUUGGUACGCAGCGGCACACGGUCCACCUCCACACACGCCGUUUCUCAGGUAAAACCUCCCGUCUUCACUGAGAAUUGGAUUUUAGGAUCAACAGACACUUGUUCCUUCCUCCCCCCAGAUUUGUACAUGAAAGCGAGUGAGUGUUAAUGUGCAUUAUAUUUACUAAUUAAAUAUUGAGGUUUGCUUUUAUUUCAGUGUAAUGUUGGAGAGGAGAAGCUUCUCCAACCGCUGCUGUAAUUUAGUGCUUUAGUGGUGGAGGGUCACAUCCGGGGGACGGAGCGCUGUGUUUCGUUCCCCCCCCCCUUUUUUGCAUUUUAAGGAGAUUCAAGAGGUUGCAGGUUUGGAGCGGGACACUCCUUUUUUGGGUCCUUCUGCUGCAGUGAGCGAGGGGGCGGCCGUCAAGUGUUUCCUGUGACCUUGGUUUGAACGCUCUGUGUGACGCCAGUGAACAUUUGAAAUCGAUGGCCGGUGAUGAGGGGGUUAAAACCCAGCAAGUGCAUAACUUAAAAGGGCUGAUUUGAAAAAGUGACUUGACACACGUUCACAAACCUUCAGUCAGUGAUUCGUCACCAGCUGCAACUUAAAAGUGUAAUUAGUUCCACUUUUUACAUUUUAGAACAUUUAUUGCAAUACAUUUGCUACUCUGAAGUAAAUAAACACUUUCAUUUUCCCUCAAUUCAUUACAGAAAAAAGACAUUGUACUUUCAAAUUAACAAUUAUUUAUUAGUGUGUGUGUAUAGAAAUAUUUUUCACGCUUUGCAAUUUCCAAAUUACAGGUCAAGCAAUGUGUUUUUUUUCUUCUCGAGAAUGUCACUCGGCACUUAUUUAUUUCAUUACCUUUUGUAUUUUUACUUGAUUUACUUCAAAAUGUUCAAAAGAAAUGAGUGUAUUUACAUCUUUUUUUUUUUUAGGAAUUCCUGUUUUUGUCAUUACUUCUUAUAUAAAUAAAUAAGUUAAGUACUUUUAGAACAUUCCGUAAACGCCAUCUUGAAGCAGUUUUCCUUUUAACGGUUUCUUCGGCAGUGAGCGUCACCAGCCAGCGUUUUCAAAUGUUCGCCGUCACACGUGUCACCCGCUGGUGCGUCGCCGUUUGUACAUAACUUACAUGAACCCGCGAUGGUGUGAGCGGUGGCGUGGAGUCGCCCGACAUGUUUACAGACUGCAGGUCUUGGGUCUGUGACUCGCCACAGGAUCUCUGGGC